AUGUGGGAUCGAGAAUCUGACAAGGAGAUCCAAGAUCUAAUAACUUUGAAUCGGUUGGAUGAGAUCCUGAUGGUGAAAGUCGAAGGCGAGAUCGCACAGAUAUCAGCUGUAACGACCCGAUCUAAGGCUAGAUCUGGAGUGCGUAUUGGAUCUGAUCCAGACUCCUUACGAGAGGAAGUCGUGAGAGAGCUACGAAUCGAGCGGAUCCGGCAAGCGCAGGACGAAGAGUCGUGGAUCCUGGACUUGAAGAAGUAUUUGGUUGGGAAGAUCCGGGAUCUGACACAAGAGGAUGCUAAGAUAUUUGGAUCUAUUGCUAUGAAUUAUGAAGUGGAUCAGUCGGAUCUACUCUUCUACUGCCCGACAACUAAAGAAGCAGCUGCAGAUCGAGAUAAGUUGAUGCGACUGGUGAUACCUGAGACACUUCAACAAGACAUUUUGCAUCACUAUCACACGAGCCUACAGGGUGGCCAUCAAGGGAUCGGUCGCACCUAUGACCGGAUCCGUGAUCAUUUCCACUGGAGAGGGCUGUACAAGAGUGUACAGCGAUAUGUGGGAGAAUGUGUCGACUGUGAAACAGGCAAAGGACGACCCCGGAUCCAGGGUGAGUCACCUGGUAACCUUCAGGCGACAUACCCAUUCCAGAUCAUUGCCAUGGAUCGUAUACCUUCAUUGCCUAGAUCCUUCAACGGCAAUACCGAAUUGUUGAUCUUCGUGGAUCUAUUCUCGAGAUAUGUGAUCGCCAAGGCCAGCGCCUCUAGAUCCGCUCAGACAAUCGCUGAGACCUACGAAGAAUGUGUCUUCCGCAGAUUUGGUGCGAGUGAGGUGAUCCGGCAUGAUCGGGGGCCAGGCUUCAUGUCUGACGUUUUUAAAUCUUUCAACAAGAUCCUGAGACACCGCCAACGUACUACCAUGGCUUAUCGACCCCAAGCUAAUGGAUCGGCAGAGCGUAUGGUCCAGACAACUACCAGGGCUCUUAAGAUGUAUGUGCAGGAUCUGGAUCAACGAGAUUGGGACGAAUACGCUGAGCGGCUCACCUUCGCGAUCAACACUGCAAGAGAUCGGAUCCGAGGUGAAACCCCUUUCUACAUGAUACAUGGUUGGGAUCCUAGAUCUACUGUGGAAGCGGUGAUCCCGGGAGCACUCGCAGGCACGAUCGAGAUCCAAGAAGAUGGUGAUAUCAGAUGCAAAAGUACUAUCAACAAGCCCGAGAACAAGUGA
Messenger RNA from Phytophthora megakarya, 1218 nucleotides. The record is from the annotation of a GenBank genome assembly. Lineage: Eukaryota; Oomycota; Peronosporomycetes; Peronosporales; Peronosporaceae.